AUGCUCUCUCAAAGCGACCUGCAAAGCUAUCUCAAACGCGUCGGCUUGGCUACUACUGGCCCCGUACAGGCCCCAGGGCUCCAACCCCAAGGACCCACCCUCAACCUGUUGCGGCAAAUCCAAAAGCACCAGCUCCUCUCCAUUCCCUACGAGAACCUCUCCCUGCACUGGCGCCCCGUGCACACCACAGACACCACAAUUCCCGGGCCCUCAUUCGUAUCACCACCUUUCGAUCUCUCGAACGAAUCCCUAGUCCAGAAAUUGAUCCUCCAUUGCCGGGGUGGCUAUUGUCUCGAACUCAAUUGUCUUCUAGGCGCAGCACUCCAAGCGCUUGGGUUCUCAGUUGUGAGGGUCACUGCGAGGAUCGUAUGCGGAUUCGAAGUCUUGUCUGAACGACUCGCGAGCGAGCGUGCCGGAGCCUUGACCGAGGAUCAAAUCCGAGAGACCGAGACGUUUUCGAGUGAUGAGUCCGGGUGGGAGACACAUCAGAUGCUGUUGGUCAGUCUUCUACCAACUAAUGGCAGCGACCGGGAGGAAUACCUCGUAGACGUGGGCCUUGCCAAGUACUCGAUUCUCGAGCCGAUCGCCUUAUCGUCAUCGUUUUCUUUGGUUGGUACGGAAUACCAAGGUGUGAUGGGCAAACGCUUCCGUAUUUCCCCUGCCGGCGGUAGUGGUGAUCGCUGGAAUCUCUCUGUUCGCUUCCCUGGAUCACGAAUCUGGUUCCCGUACUAUACCUUCGCCGCAAAGGCUGCGGACCCUGCACAGAUCGCGAAUAUUCAUUAUUACAUGUCCAUGUCGCCGUCUUCGACCAGCCCUCCAGAACCGUUUGCGACGAUGCCUCGGAACGAUGGGGCUGGGCAGGUGACGCUGCAAGGAUUGACGUUGACGAUGGAGGAGCGUGAGCAAGGGUCGGAGAAGGAGAGGCGUAUUUUUUGUUACUAA
Gamsiella multidivaricata is the source of this 942-nucleotide messenger RNA. RefSeq lists its product as uncharacterized. Gene Ontology annotation, molecular function: acetyltransferase activity. NCBI's taxonomy places the organism in Eukaryota, Fungi, Mortierellomycota, Mortierellomycetes, Mortierellales, Mortierellaceae. The record is from RefSeq and is a predicted model, not a curated record. The transcript is spliced from 2 exons. Bases 1 to 942 code for a protein of 313 amino acids.